This is a messenger RNA of Eutrema salsugineum, 1396 nucleotides long. RefSeq names its product transcription factor MYB106. Bases 230 to 1291 code for a protein of 353 amino acids. NCBI's taxonomy places the organism in Eukaryota, Viridiplantae, Streptophyta, Magnoliopsida, Brassicales, Brassicaceae. The record is from RefSeq and is a predicted model, not a curated record. The transcript is spliced from 4 exons.
AGACCGGGCGCUUACAGAACCUAAACAGAGACAUCCUCUGUUGUGUCUCUCCCUCUAUAAAUCAGACUUAAGUCAAGAGAGCAGUUUUUGUGAUUAUCAUGAUCAUGUAAUGACUACUACCUCAUACAUUACAUUACAUUACACCGUGGAUGGUCAGAUUGAAGAUAUUUUUGUUGUUGAAAAAGAAGCCUUGUCUCCAAAGUAGAUAAGCCUAAUUGUGUGGUAAAUAAUGGGAAGAUCGCCGUGCUGUGAUAAGGCUGGGUUAAAGAAAGGGCCUUGGACACCAGAAGAGGAUCAGAAACUUUUGGCUUACAUUGAAGACCAUGGCCAUGGAAGCUGGCGCUCUCUGCCUGAGAAAGCCGGUCUUCAAAGGUGCGGAAAGAGUUGUAGGCUCAGAUGGACUAAUUACCUUAGACCUGACAUCAAAAGAGGCAAAUUCACUGUACAAGAAGAACAAACCAUCAUUCAACUUCACGCUCUCCUCGGAAACAGGUGGUCAGCAAUUGCAACUCAUUUAGCAAAAAGGACAGACAACGAGAUCAAGAACUACUGGAACACACACUUGAAGAAACGACUGGUUAAAAUGGGGAUAGAUCCAGUGACUCACAAACACAAAAACGAAACUCUUUUGUCUCCCACGGGUCAAUCCAAGAAUGCAGCCACGCUUAGCCACAUGGCUCAAUGGGAGAGUGCUCGGCUCGAAGCUGAAGCAAGGCUAGCUAGAGAAUCAAAGCUUCUCCAUUUACAGCAUUACCAAAACAAUAACAACAACAACCUUGACAAACAGUGCUUCACUCACAAAACACCAGCAAAUUGGACAAAACCAAACGAUGAAACUUUGACAGGAAACGGAGAUCAACAGCUUGAAUCCCCGACAUCGACGGUGACAUCCUCCGAGAAUCUCCCUCUCGUGACUAGGCCUUUAGGAAUGGAACCAACGGAAAACAGAAUCAAGUCAAUCAACAGAGAAAACAAUAACGAAUCCUCAGGAAUUCCUGCGAAUAUGGUUGAAUUGGCCGUCACUUCUUCCACCUCCUCCGGUGCGACUUUGGUCAAAGAUUCCGAACACGACUGGAUGAGGCAAAUCAACAGUCAGACAGAAGGAUUCGAAGAAGGAUUCACGAGCUUACUGCUCGCUGAUUCAAUCGGUCGGGGUUUCUCCGCCUCCGUCACCGGAGCGGUCGCGGCCAACGGGAGUGACUAUAGCUACUAUGAGGAUAACAAGAACUACUGGAAUAGCAUCCUCAACUUGGUGGAUUCCUCACCGUCCGAUUCCCCAACGAUGUUCUGAUCUAAGGGUUCACAGUGAUUUCUUCAAACAUUUUAAAAUUCUCAGUUUGUUAUUGUCGAUAGCCUUAUCUUUUCAUUUUUUUUUAAUAUAUUCUGGUAUUAAGAU